This is a messenger RNA of Prosopis cineraria, 628 nucleotides long. Its product is annotated as transcription elongation factor 1 homolog. Gene Ontology annotation, biological process: transcription elongation by RNA polymerase II. NCBI's taxonomy places the organism in Eukaryota, Viridiplantae, Streptophyta, Magnoliopsida, Fabales, Fabaceae. The transcript is spliced from 5 exons. Gene Ontology annotation, molecular function: RNA polymerase II complex binding. The coding region runs from base 146 to 412 and encodes 88 amino acids. Gene Ontology annotation, cellular component: transcription elongation factor complex. The record is from RefSeq and is a predicted model, not a curated record.
ACACACACACACACCAAGGGAAAUUGCAUCAUACGUAUUUUCACGCCCUUCAUAAAUAAAAUCUCCGUUCGUGCCUUUCACGCAGUUCUGUUCCAUUCUUCUGCAUCCUGAAGCUGCGUUUUGUGAACGAUUCGGCAUUUAGGCAAUGGGGAAAAGAAAGUCAAGAGCAAAGCCACCUCCCAAGAAACGUAUGGAUAAGCUUGAUACUGUCUUCAGCUGCCCUUUCUGUAAUCAUGGCAGCGGUGUUGAAUGCCGCAUCGAUAUGAAGAACUUGAUAGGAGAAGCUUCUUGCAGGAUAUGCCAAGAGAGCUUUAGCACUACCAUCACAGCUUUAUCUGAGCCAAUAGACAUAUACAGCGAAUGGAUUGAUGAAUGUGAAAGGGUGAACAACCUGGAAGAUGAUGGUGCUUAGCUGCGGUCUUCAGGGUCUAGAUGUUAUUCUAGGGUAGUCGAGGGAACAUCUGUUAUCUGUACAACUCUGCUUUCACCCACCUGUAAUUAUGUCACUUCCAGUUUUGUGUACUGGUGCUGGUAUAAGCUUAGUUUUUCCGUGUUAGUCACUCCUAGCAAUAGCAUGUACAAGAAUACCAUAUAAUCGCUUGUUUCAAUGAAGCAAACUCGAUAAGAA